Nymphaea colorata (pocket water lily) is the source of this 995-nucleotide messenger RNA. RefSeq names its product vascular-related unknown protein 4-like. Gene Ontology annotation, biological process: xylem development. Bases 130 to 672 code for a protein of 180 amino acids. The transcript is spliced from 3 exons. The record is from RefSeq and is a predicted model, not a curated record. NCBI's taxonomy places the organism in Eukaryota, Viridiplantae, Streptophyta, Magnoliopsida, Nymphaeales, Nymphaeaceae.
CACAAUAUAAUACCAAUCUCACUAACCGAUUGCUUUGAGAAUAUUGUUCUUCUUCUCCUCUGCGAUAAAGAUAUGUUAUUGCCAGAACAGUCGGUGUGACGGGAAGUGUGGAGACAUUUUUCUUUCCUCAUGGAAGAGGAGGAGGAAGAGGGAAAAGAAGACUCCACUUCCUCUGAGGGAAGGGAAGGGUCUCAAGAAUCUGGAUGGACCGGCUAUUUUGAGUAUUUCUUAAAGCAAGGGAGAGGGGUAGAGGUCACCUCUUCCUCUGUUUAUGAAGGCCAGCCGCUUUCGACUACCGUGUCGGAUGCUGCAUCUGCUGCAGCACAGAAUCUGCUGUGCAAUGUUCAGGUAUCAGCACCAUCGAAGGCAUGCAAGAGGCUGGAAUUCAAGAGGAGGAAGGCAAAGUAUGUGUUGGAUGAAGACAUAGAGGACACUGCUAGUUCUCCCUUGAGCAGCCCAAAAGUUAGUGGGAUGAACUUGGAUGUUGGUUCCUGCAAGAAAGAAGAGAACUGUGCCGCUGCUGCAGAGAAUUCUUCAAUCAACCGUUCCCCAUUGCAACCAGAGGGCAGAGACCAGAUGUUGCAGAUUCCUGCAGAAACUGAACAUACAGAAUUGAAGAAGAGAGGCCUGUGCCUUGUACCACUAUCAAUGCUAGCUGACUACAAUGGCUAAUUGCCAUAUAUAUACAUAUAUAUAAAUAAUUGACUGCAUCAACUAUGUUCUUCCUUCCCCCUCUCUCUAUAUAUACUUGUAUGCAACAUGAACUCAUUGUACAGAUCAACUUUUACUGCUAGCCCCAUGCUUCCAUGUUUGAACAUAUUAUGCCACAGAGGGCCUUCAGUCUUGUCAUGAAUGUAAACGUCGGAUAUCCAACAUAACCUUUUUUGCUUUAAAGUACCAGAAAAUGAUUCUCAAGGCGGGAGAGAGUUCAGCCCAUCGCCUUCCCAAAAAUGUAAAAUUAGGACUGUGGAAGUAAUCGAUAGUUAAUUUCCUUA